AUGCAAAUAUAUAUAUAUAUUUAUAUAUGGACAUUUGCAUCUCCUCUUUUUUUUUUUUUUUCUGGAAGUGUUUCACGAGCAACUUGCGUGGCGGGACCCCACAAUUUAGUUUGUAGGUUUCCCGCGUGUGGCAAGAUGUCGCCUUCCCUGCCAGUCGUGGUCAGUGUUGCAGAUGGCGUGGCAGAGUCGAGUGGGUUUUACGACGAGGUCUUUUUUACGGAGCAGGAGCCGGCGAAUACCGAUGAAACGACGUGUGAGAAUUUAGUAAAGACAACGAGAGUCACAUCAACACUCUCUCCCGUAGAGCAGCGUAUUCAGGAGCUUAAUGCGAUGCGGGCAGAGCGUGUGGCUAGGCGACGUAAUCCCGAUAACAUUUUCUUGAAGGCAAUGCAUGUUGUGAUGCCAUACGGUGGCAUCUUGUCCUCCGCGUUCAACCUUGCUAGCUCGACCCUUGGCGCCGGCAUUGUUGCACUUCCCGCUGCAUUCAAGAUGUCUGGAAUUGCCAUGAGCAUUCUGUACCUUUUUAUUGUGGCGUCCAUGGCGGUGUAUUCCUUUGUGCUGCUUACCGUUGUCGGUGAGCGCACGGGGCUGCGGAGCUACGAGAAAGUGACACGCCUGCUCCUGGGUCGAGGCGCUGACUAUUUGUUGGCGGUUCUCAUGUGGAUUCUUUGCUUUGGUGGGGAUGUCACGUAUGUCAUAUCCAUGCUGGGAAUUAUAAAGGGGUUUGUCAACAAUGCCGAAUCUACACCUGAAUUCCUGAAGACACUGCCCGGAAACCGACUGCUUACUAGCAUUGUGUGGCUGUUUUUCAUGCUUCCUCUUUGCCUGCCGAAGGAGAUCAAUUCGCUCCGUAUUGUUUCUACAAUUGCAGUUUUUUUUAUAGUCUUUUUUGCCAUUUGCAUCGUUGUUCACGCGGCACAGAAUGGUCUAAAGAAUGGCAUACGGGAUGACAUUGUGUAUAUUCAGAGCGGCAAUCAGGCUAUUACUGGACUCUCCAUUUAUCUCUUUGCCUACGUGAGUCAAGUGAACUGUUACGAGGUAUAUGAAGAAUUAUACAAGCCCAGUGUGGGGAGGAUGACGAAGAGUGCAGCCCUGGGAACGUCGCUCUGUACCGUGUUGUAUCUUGUUGCCGGUGUGUUUGGGUACCUGGAAUUUGGCCCCGCCGUGACGGAUUCCGUCCUUUUGCUUUAUAAUCCCGUGCAGGAUAAAAUGAUGGGUGUCGCGUACGCCGGCAUCAUUGUAAAGCUCUGUGUUGGCUACGGGCUACACAUGAUACCCUGUCGUGAUGCUCUUUACCACAUCCUCCACAUUGACGCGAGGUUGAUUGCGUGGUGGAAGAACUCAUUGAUUUGCGCUACAAUGGCGUUCUUGUCCCUCAUUGUCGGUCUGUUUGUUCCACGCAUCACUACAGUUUUUGGGCUUGUUGGCUCCGUCUGCGGUGGCUCCAUCGGCUACGUAUUCCCCGCACUCAUGUUCAUGUACUGCGGCAACUUCAACGCCCGCUCCGUCGGAUGGGGGCACUUCAUUGGGGCGUAUUUGUUGCUGAUUGUUGGUGUUAUUGCCAUCGUCUUUGGGACCGCCGCCGCUAUUUACUCGGAGCUGCAAAAUGGAUGA
This is a messenger RNA of Trypanosoma cruzi, 1614 nucleotides long. RefSeq names its product amino acid permease, putative. The record is from RefSeq and is a predicted model, not a curated record. The transcript has a single exon. Gene Ontology annotation, biological process: amino acid transmembrane transport. Gene Ontology annotation, molecular function: amino acid transmembrane transporter activity. Lineage: Eukaryota; Euglenozoa; Kinetoplastea; Trypanosomatida; Trypanosomatidae. The coding region runs from base 1 to 1614 and encodes 537 amino acids.